AUGGGUGGAUCAUGUUGGGGCCACGAUGCCGCCAUGGUUGUGCAGGAGGAGUAUUCGGAGCAGCGCACGCUAGCGCCGCGGCUGACGGCGGCGUUGGAGGCCGUGAUUGGCCGCACGGAGCGCGAGGACCGCCACUUCCUCGCGCACGGCCGCUGGGACCCCUCGCCCGCCCCACCCGCCUCCCCCGCAGCCUCCGCGCUUCCAGCGCCGCCUCCCAAACCGCCUGCCGCGGCACAGCAAGGCGAGCGGCGUCUCCUCCUUCCGUGCGUGGAAGCGUCCCUCGCGCUCUUCCCUCAAGCGAAGCCCCUAUCUCCUCAGUCCGCCACCGCCGCUCACUCCGCCUUCUCCCGCCGCGCCCUUCGCCAGAUCGCACCCGGCCGCGCCGCCCCUCGCAUCCCCGCAGCAGCCGCGAGGAGCCCCCACGGCGGCAGCAGCAACAGCAGCAAGCGACACAGUGCGGCGAGGGCGAGAACGGGAGCGGCACGCGGGGGAAUGGCGAAGAGGGAGACGCGAGAACCCGAUUUUCAUGGUAGCGGCAGCAGCAGCAGCCCUGCCGUGCCUCUGCGUUCACACCACCCUCACACACUGCCUGUCCCCAUGGCGCCUGUGCGGCCCACACUGCAUCCUGCCAGCACAACAGUCCCCGCCUUGCCCGCCUUACCAUCACCGCACAGCGCACACGCCUUCCACUCUCUCCCUGCCAUGCCACUGCCCAUUCCCCAGGCGCAGCACAUGGCACCACCGGUGCCCCAAGCGCAGCACAUGGCACCACCGGUGCCCCAAGCGCAGCACAUGGCACCACCGGUGCCCCAAGCGCAGCACGUGGCACUGCCACCAGUGCUGAUGCCGCCAGUGUCUCAUCACAGCCAGACGCACGGCGCCUCCACCCAAACGGCAGCGCGCCCACAGCCCUUAAGUAGAUACAGCGCGUGCGUCAGAGAAGGUGCCGUGGUGGCGCCUGGAGCACUGCAGCCGCUCCCCCGCGCUCCCUUCCCGGCCCAGCCACUGAUCGCUGCUACCUCACCGCCACUGCCCUUGCCGCUGCACGGUGAGCCCGCAGCAGCAGGGCGAGCGCAGAGCGGAGUGAAGAGGCGGCUGCCGCAUGAUGCUGCAGCCGGGCGGCUCCACUCGCCAUCUCUCCGCCCCCCGGCUGUCACUGCACACAGUGCCUUGCCCCCUGCCGCCCACGCACCUGCCGCCCGCGCACCUGCCGCCCAUGCAAGUGCCGCCCACGCACCUGCCACCCUCACACCUGCCGCCUAUUCAACUGCUUCCCAUGCAACUGCUUCUUAUGCAACUGCUUCCCAUGCAACUGCUUCUUAUGCAACUGCUUCCCAUGCAACUGCUUCCCAUGCAACUGCUUCCCAUGCAACUGCUUCCCAUGCAACUGCUUCCCAUGCAACUGCUUCCCAUGCAACUGCCACCCAUGCACCUUCUGCCCACGCACCUUUCGUCCUGCCGCCAUCAGCCGCAGGGUCGUCUGCAUGUUCACCAGGCGAGCCCUCUCCCCGGGCAGGUGUGGAUGCCUCCGCUCUGGCCCUGCCCAUGCCUCGUGACAUGCUCUCCGCGUCGCCUCACCUAAUGCAAGCUCACCUUGAUAGGUUGCACCUGGAGCAGGCUGUAUCUGCCGCACCCGUUCCUGUCACAGGGACACUGUACGGGGGCGAAGCAGUGAGUGCAGCCGUGGGUGCAGAGCAUGCAGGCCCGCCAGGCAGCCUCAUGGACCAUGUGAUGCGCCUGCUACCCCGCUCCCACCCCCUUCAGACCCCUGCACCGAUGGCCUCACACCACAUGGCAGGGGUGCCCGCAGCAUCAGCACCUGCAGUGGGUGCAGGCGCGGCAGCGCGUGGGGUGUCAGUGGCAGGACAUACCCUAGAGGCCAUUCAACUAGCCCUGCAGCAACACUUGUCCGCCACUGCACCUGAUGCCAGCACCUUAUCUCUCUCCGCUGUCACGAAGGUGCAUGUGAGGAAUCCUCCCAUGAAUACCGGACCGCCAGGAAGGACAGUUCUUGACACUGCAGCAACUGCACCCGACCUGGCCUCCAACGUCUCCUCCUCCAUGCCUUUUUUGCGCCCGGCAUCUGGCCUGGCUGAUGACCAGCAUAUCAGUAGAUAUGCACCUGCUGGUCAGGCGCAACCCCAUAGUGGAAUGGGUUUCCAUGAUAGAGCCGCAGGUGAAACGCCUGUACCGCCUGCCACGCCAUCAGGGAGCGACAGGCGCACUGUAGCGCUGGGUGCGCUGGCGGUGCUGCCCGACGAGGUGAUCGACAACAUCAUCGGACGGCUGGGACCCAAGGAUCUCAUGGCCGCCGCUUGCGUCAGCAGGCAAGUCCCUUUCUCCGACGGUCCCCCGUCACUCCCCUUUCCUCCCCCCGCUCCGCCUCCCCAUUCCCCGUGUGUAUCGGCGCGCAGCGUGCUGUACGUGUUCUGCAUGGAGGAGCCGACGUGGCUGGCGGCGUGCUUCCGCGAGUACAAGGGCGAGGUGCUGCGCUUCGACCGCUCGUGGCGCCAGACCGUUCUCAACAAGUGCGCCGCGGGAAACGGGAGAGUGGUAGCGGGGCGAAGGGAAGGAGGGAAGGUGGGGAAUAAGAGCAGGGGUGCGCUAAGGGUCGAAUUGGGGACGGGAGGAGGGUGGGGCGUGCGGGAUGGAAUUGGGCGUAGGCUGUCGGAGGAGAAGGAAGUGGAGCGCCGAGAUCUCAAGGAACCGCUUCACUUCAAAGACUUCCAGUCCAUGUUUCUGUACCGCCGGUGGUACCGCUGCCACGUGAAGCUCGAGGCGUUCGAGGGCGACACCGGCCACGUGGAGCGGCGCGCUGGCCUCACCCCGGAGGAGUUCCGCCAAUCAUACGACGGCCGCCGCCCCGUGAUCAUGACGGACCUCACGGAGAACUGGAGGAGGGCCACGUCACAGUGGAGCAUUGACAGCCUGGCGGAGGAGCACGGUGACGUGGCGCUGAAGGUGUCGGUGGCGAAUGGACACACGGUGCGCAUGAAGAUGCGCGACUACCGUGAAUACGUGGCGGCACAGCACGAUGAGGAGCCGCUCUACAUCUUCGACCCCAAGUUCGGAGAGCAAGCACCGGCGCUAGUAUCAGACUACUCGGUGCCGCCGCACUUCAAGGAGGACGUGUUUGAGGCCAUGCCUGCCCUCAGCCGCCCCAUGUACCGCUGGCUCGUGGCGGGCCCGCAGCGCUCGGGCGCAGGGUGGCACGUGGACCCCGCGCUCACCAGCGCCUGGAACACUCUGCUCGUGGGGAGAAAGCGAUGGGCGCUCUACCCACCGGGGAAGGUGCCGCCAGGUGUCACGUUAAGAGUGGAUGAUGACUCGGGCGAUGUGGACUACGAUGGGCCCACGUCGCUCAAGUGGUGGCUGGAGGUAUACCCUCUCCUGCGCCCCGAGGACAAGCCAAUGGAAGUGAUGCAGAGACCCGGAGAAACCAUCUACGUGCCAUCGGGGUGGUGGCACAGCGUGCUCAACCUCGACCUCACCGUCGCCGUCACGCAGAACUUUGCCUCCUCCGCUAACUUCGACUGUGUGUGCCUCGACAUGGUGCCUGGGAGGCACAGAGGCGUGGCGCGCGCUGGGAGACUGGCGAUUGAGGCUGGGGAGAAGUGGGACGAGCGACUCCGGGCCAUGUAUGGGGAGGGCGAGGAGGAGGAUGAGGAUGAGAAUGAGUGGGAGGAGGUGGAGGAAGGCGAGGAGGUGGAAGGGAGUGAGGAAGGGGAAAGGGAGGGGGAGGAGGAUGGGGAGGAAGGGGAGAGCGAGGGGGAAGAGGGGGAGGAGGGGGAAGGGGGCACGUGGAACGGGAUGCAGGGGAGGCUGUCAGCGCUGGCAGCGCAGCAGUUUCUGAGCGAGGGGGGCAACGAGGGGUGGUCCAUGCCUGAGAUCCGCAUCCUGCUGCGCUCGCUCUGGCCUGCUCAGCCGCAAUUCCAGGACCGCAUUUGGAAGAACGCGUGUCUGUGCAUGGAUGCUGCCACGUGGCACAGGCGUGUGGCCACAGUGUGCCAAGCACACGGCCUGCCCGCCCCCAAGGGCCUGGACGCCCUGCCCCUCGGCUCUGGCUCCAACGCUGUGUACAUGGUGGGGCAGCACGUGGUGAAGCUGUAUCUGCCCAUGGGCUCUCAUGACGAGUCCGCCGCCACCUUCCUCGCCAAGGAGCUCGCAUUCUACCGCGAGCUACACGCGUUCCAGUCCCCCCUGCUGCCCUGCAUUCCGCCCCUCGUGGCGUCCGGCCUGCUCUUCUCAUCAGGGGUGGUGGACAAGAGCGAGGAGGAGAAUGGGGCGGCGAGGGGAGGAGGGAAGGACGGUGCAGAGGCGCAGAAGGAUGCGCAGGCGAAUGGGGUGGGGAGCUAUGGGCCGAGUGCAGACGGCGAGGGGGGAGAGGCGGGGGCAGAAGGGGCGGAAGGGGCGGAAGGGGAGAAGAGGCAGGAGGGGUACCCGUUUGAGGUGAGUGUGGCGCCACAGGAGGAGCAGCUGGUGGCAGCAGAGUGGGACGGACUGACGGAGCACCGCCCCUCCUACCCGUUCGAGGACACACAGGGGGCGGUGGCGCGAGGGCGGGGGGGGAAGAAGGGGACGAGCGAGGAGGAGGAGGGAGUGUGGCCGUACAUCAUCACGGGGCGGUGCCCCGGGUGGCAGCUGGAUGCUGUGGCUGACCUAGCAACGCCAGGGGACCGGCAGGCUCUGGCGGACUUCUUUGCGGCGUGCCUCUCCCACCUGCACUCGCUGCCGCUGCCCUCCUCGCCACUCUCCCCCGCGCCCCGCAAGGCCAAGAGCAAGAGCAAGGAGACGAAGACUGGGGCGGAGGGCGCAGCAGGGGAGGCACCAAAGGAGAACGGGAGUGCAACGGAGGGGGCGGGGAACGGGGCGGUGGAGAGUGGUGGGAAGGAGCAGGAGCAGGAGGAGGAGGUGGUGGUGAGUGAGGAGUGGCGGCCGUUUGCAGAGAUGAUGCGCGAGCACCGCAAGUACAUCAAGGAGCGGCUGGAGGACAUGGGCAGCCUCCCUCCACACCUGGUGAAGCAAGCAGCGGCAUAUCUGCCCAAGGACCCCGCACUGCUCUUCCAGGGCCUUGAGCGCCCGUCAUGGCUACACACGGACAUAAUGAGCGACAACGUGCUGCUCACUGCCGCCUCACCCGCUGCCACGCCCAUCAUCGAGUCUUUUGUGGCACGCGGGAAGGACGGCGCGGGGAAGAGCCAGGGCGCGAAGCCGGGCGCAGAAGGGGAGGGUGGAGAGAAGGAGGUGGCAGGUGACGGGGAGCGCGUGCUGCAGCCGUCUUCCAUCAUCGACUUCGGCACCCUCAUUCUCGGUGACCCCCUGUACGACCUGGUGAUGCUGCAUGUGAGCGCCCAGCGCUGCAACAAGCCCGACCUUGCCAGGCUUCUCACCACGUACAAGCCGCCACGGCCAACGCAAGGAGCAGGGCCAAACUUCACCCAGUCCUACCGUGCCAUGUGCUACACUCUGCUGAAUCAGAAUGAUGCGCUCAGUCGUGUGUUUCGCUAUCGGAAAGAGCUCUCUGAUGUGAAGACCUUGGAGGAAAUCGCAACAGCAGUGUGGGGCCAGCUGGAUGAGUUGGUUCAGUGA
Closterium sp. Yama58-4 is the source of this 5589-nucleotide messenger RNA. The record is from the annotation of a GenBank genome assembly. NCBI's taxonomy places the organism in Eukaryota, Viridiplantae, Streptophyta, Zygnematophyceae, Desmidiales, Closteriaceae.